This is a messenger RNA of Hydra vulgaris (swiftwater hydra), 1728 nucleotides long. RefSeq names its product katanin p60 ATPase-containing subunit A-like 1. Gene Ontology annotation, molecular function: microtubule severing ATPase activity; microtubule binding; ATP hydrolysis activity. Lineage: Eukaryota; Metazoa; Cnidaria; Hydrozoa; Anthoathecata; Hydridae. Gene Ontology annotation, biological process: microtubule severing. The record is from RefSeq and is a predicted model, not a curated record. Gene Ontology annotation, cellular component: microtubule cytoskeleton.
CACAACCUUACGAGACCAACAAACAAUUUUUCAAUUAGUUGGCAUGAAAUAAGAAAACCAUCACAUUUUUUAUUUAUAAAGUACAAAAAAAAAAAAAAAAAAAAAAUUCUAAGAAUACAUGCAACAACAAAAUGAGCAAAGAUUUCAAUGAAAUUUGUGAAAAUGCUAAACUUGCACGUGAAAGUGCAUUAUUAGGACAAUAUGACUCAGCCUUAGUUUACUAUCAAGGAGUAUUGCAACAAAUCCAUAAAAUGAUGUUGCAAUCAAGAGACUUAUCUCGUAAACAAAGAUGGCAAGUUGCUAAACAGGAAAUUGCUCAAGAGUUUGAAUAUGUAAAAGAUAUUAAUCGAACUUUAGCGGACUUCAAGCGAGAUACAUUUAACCCAUCAGCUCCACCUUUAAAACUUCGUGAAUAUGGUGAAAUACCAACAAGAGAAACGAGAGACCCUGAUGUGUGGGCUCCUCCAACUCCUAUUGACAGAGAAACAAGAAGUUCUAAACCUGUAUCAAAGCCUGUUGUUCGAAACAUUCGUAAUGAUCGUUAUAAUGAUGAUCGCUCAUCUCGCACUUCAAAAACCAAAGCCCCUAAUAAACCUAGUAGCAAUAAAGAAAGUAAAGCACCUCCAGCUGUCAAAUCAAAAGUGGAUACCAGGCGGUCUAAGGAAGAUAAAUCAACAAAUGAAGAGGAUCGAGAAGCACGUUUUGAUGGCUCAGGGUAUGAUAAAGAGUUAGUUGAAGGUUUGGAAAGAGAUAUUGUUCAAAAAAACCCAAAUGUGAAAUGGAAUGACAUAGCUGAACUAACUGAAGCAAAAAAACUUCUCAACGAAGCUGUAGUUUUGCCAUUGUGGAUGCCUGAUUUCUUCAAAGGAAUUCGAAGGCCUUGGAAGGGUGUUUUAAUGGUUGGACCACCUGGCACUGGAAAAACAAUGUUAGCAAAAGCUGUUGCAACUGAAUGCGGGACAACAUUUUUUAAUGUAACUUCAUCAACAUUAACAUCAAAGUAUAGAGGUGAAUCAGAGAAACUUGUGAGGUUGCUUUUUGAAAUGGCUCGUUUCUAUGCUCCAAGUACUAUUUUUAUUGAUGAAAUAGACUCACUAUGCAGUCAGAGAGGUAGUUCAAGUGAACAUGAAGCAAGUAGACGAGUCAAGUCUGAGCUUCUUAUACAAAUGGAUGGUGUGUCUGGCAAUACAUCAGAAACUGAUGCAACAAAAAUUGUAAUGGUGCUAGCUGCAACAAAUUUUCCUUGGGAUAUUGAUGAAGCUCUACGUAGAAGACUUGAAAAACGAAUAUAUAUUCCUUUGCCAUCAGCUGUUGGUCGAGAAGAAUUGCUUAGAAUUAAUUUAAGAGAAGUAAAAUGUGCAAGCGAUGUGGAUUUAGUAAAACUUGCUGAAAAGAUGGAAGGUUACAGUGGUUCAGAUAUUACUAAUGUUUGCAGAGAUGCUUCAAUGAUGGUCAUGAGGCGUCGUAUUAUGGGACUUUCCGCUGAGGAGAUAAAGAAUAUAGCUAAAGAAGAACUGGAUCUUCCUGUAACUCAAGCGGACUUUCUGGAAGCCCUUCAAAAAUGUUCUAAAUCUGUGUCUGAAGCUGAUAUAAAGAAAUAUGUUGAUUGGAUGGAUGAGUUUGGCUCAGUAUAAAAUAUUCUGAGAGAUUUUCAAUAUAUAGCUCGUAGUUUCAUACUAAAAUGAAUGUAUAUAUAGAAUUUUUAUAAGAGUUUCAUUAUCUCCAUUA